UUUAAUGGAUUAUCUUACGCAGCAGCACAAUAAUAAAUUGACAUAUGACGUCGGAUGGGUUUUUAAAGUAGGCGAGCAGACAUCCGAGAACAAUGCGCUGUUUGUUUCCAGUUAAUUGUUAAUUAUUAUUUCCAGGCUUUGCUCCGGAACUUCUGUUCGUUGUGUUGCUGCACCACUACGACAGAGUUAAUUGACGGACAAGUCAACGUGUGUAGUGUGAGAUGAUGGCUGUUUUCGAAUAUAUUCAUAUCAAUUAAUAACACAGCUUUAUUAUAAUACUACAUCAAAUGUUGGUGUUUGUGUAACUAACAAAAUAGCCAGAUAUAAGCGUAUGAAGUAAACGUGUUUCCCAGAAAUAGCCAACUUGUGCUUACUGAAGGUGCAGAGGACUUACACUCUGUGACAUCCAAGUGAGCACCCUCAUGCUAAUUGGAAAGGUCAGCAGAUUUGUUGGACGUGUGAGGUCUUGUGUUGUUAUACCAUUGGCCCGUGUUUUUACCUCCAGCAAUAUGGCAAAGAGCAAGUUUGAGUAUGUCCGCAACUUUGAGACAGAUGACACUUGUCUACGAAACUGCUACAUAGUUGUGAGGCUGGAUGGUCGAAAUUUUCACAGGUUUGCAGAGCAGCACCAGUUUACAAAGCCAAAUGAUAACAGAGCCUUGGGCUUGAUGAGCAGGAGUGCACACUCUGUGAUGGAGGAACUGGAGGAUAUUGCCAUAGCUUAUGGUCAAAGUGACGAGUUCAGCUUUGUUUUCAAGAGGAGCUCCACUUGGUUUAAGAGGAGAGCCAGUAAGCUCAUGACCCACGUGGCCUCACAGUUCUCCUCCUCAUAUGUCUUUUACUGGAAGGAGUUUUUCGGGGAUCAGCCCAUCCUGUACCCGCCAAGCUUUGACGGACGUGUGAUCCUGUAUCCUAGUAACCGUAACCUUAGAGAUUACCUCAGCUGGAGGCAAGCAGAUUGUCACAUAAAUAAUCUGUACAACACAGUGUUUUGGACGUUAGUACAGAGGGCAGGACUCACCACAGCUCAGGCAGAGGAUCGCCUGAAGGGAACAUUAGCUGCAGAUAAAAAUGAGAUCCUGUUUUCAGAAUUUGACAUCAACUACAACAAUGAAUCUGCCCUCCACAGGAAAGGCACCACUCUCAUCUGGGAAAAGCGAAAUGAAACUGUCACUAAACGCAUGAAGCCUCCACAUGAAGAGGAGAAGCACGUACCUGUGAUUCGCAGCAGGAGAAGGGUGCAGGCCUACCACUGCGACAUUAUAGGAGACCAGUUCUGGGAAGAACACCCAGACAUCCUGGAAGAUGACAACUGCUAACAGCUCCACUCCUGAUGGAGGAGCAUGACUCAGAAAUCAGUCUGGCCAGAAUGGUUGAAGUGGACCCAUAUUAGCAGUGACUCUUGGGGGACAGCCACAGCUUGAUGUCACCCAUGACGUUAAGUACCUGUGAAAGCUUUGAAAGAGCUUUUUCUGAGACUGAAGCCUUUGAUGAUUGACUUUGUACAGUUACUUAUGUUCAUGUAUUAAACUUCUCUCAUAAUCUUCCCUUAAAGUAAGAAGUUAUCUGCUUAAAUUGCAUGUUGAUGUCUGUCAUGUUCAGAGGGAAGCAGAUGAUUUCAUAAUCUUUUGUAUGCACAUGCACAACAAUCCCACACUGACACAGACAUCCACACACUCAUCUCCAGCCUAGUCCAGUGAAUUGUCUAAAGUUGCUUUCAAAAAAUUAUCCUAAUUUGAUAUCACGAAUGGCAUUUAUAAUACUACCAUUACUUGAUCUUUCUGUGUGUUUAGCAUGAUUCCUCUCCUCUGGCUUUUCUGCUGAGGGGGUUUCUUCUUGGUGUGGGCGUUUUGAAUCUCAGCUAUCAUUUAAUUUUUUUCAGGGAUUAGAGCUCCCAUAGCAUUAAUUUUAAUGAUUCAGGAAGCCUGUCUGCAAAAUGUUCAAUAUUACUUACAGUUUAUAGUGAGAUAAAGUAAGAGCUUAUCUCAGGUAGAAAUAAACAGAGUAAAGCAGAAACGAAUACCUCUGCAGUAACGAGUGGCCUUGUCUUGCAGCCAGGACACCAUUUAGAGAUGUGAAUGGAUUCAUCGGCCUGCACUGUCAUCAGUGCUAAGAAUACCUCACACACCCUGUGUACACUCUAUCCUUCUGACAUGUGCUCUCUGGCACAUUUAUCAUCACACUUAUAAAUGACCGGCUCAGUAUGAAUGGCUGCUGGAAGCUAGACGUGGUACUGUAUUUUGUUACUGUAGUAGGUUACUGGCGGGUGCUAGAGCUGUAUUUUUGGUUCUGUGACCUUGUUAAAAGCAUGUACCGUACUUUAUGUAACCAGGAUUCAACUCCUUCUAUUGGCAUGCAGAAUCAAAUACAUUAAUAUAGGUCUGUUUGUUUUAAUCAGACCUCUAUAAUGAGUAGAUGUACAAAAACGCUUUUAUAAUAACAGAGGUGGCUCUUAUGUUGAUGACAUAAACCAGCUUUCUCCUUAGAUCCAUUCUCUUGGGCCACUGCCAAACUCAGCUCUUACAGUGACUCAACAUAUGGCUUCAUGGAGGAGGAGAAAUGGUAGAAACCAGAGCAUGUGGCAGUUGUGCUGUUAUUUAAAGAGAACAUGUAUUUACAUGCAGGGCCUAUAAUUAGGCCUAUAGGCAUACUGGUUGGAAAAUGUAGAUGAAAUAAUCCACACUACCUCACAAGAAUUGUACUUUAUUGCCUCUUUUUUUCCCCCACAUGGGGGAAAAAAAAAAAAAAACACUGAACUGUCAACAAAUUGGUGCUAACAUGACUGUUGUUAGCAGUUACAGCAAAAUAAAAUCCACUGUACACAACUACAAUCGACUCAGUAAAUUUAAAAUGAUAGCAUAUGUUUUCACUUGCUAAGGAGCCGCUCCAAUAACUCAAUAUAGCAAGAGUAGAUAUUUAAGGCAAUUUAAAUUGUGUCAACUACAAGGCUAACAGUUGGGAUAGCCAUCUUGAAAUAAUAUAUGAACACAGUAACAUGAAAUUCUUCUGUUUUUUCAUUCUCAUUUCUCAUUUUAUACUGAAACAGAAUUCAAAAAUGCACUCCAUCAAUGUUACAAAAUUUAACUGAAAUGUAAUAGUCACAGGCAGUAAUAUUCAGGUGGUGAAGACUCUGGUGGAGCCUGAGGAGAUAACCCUACUGAUGUCAUCUGGGUUAUCUUGGUUUGGGCUUAAAGACCACACAUUUAAAAUAGAGAGCCUUUGUUACAAACUGGAGGCAUUGAGUCAGAAAGUUGUUGGUAUUAACCAGGCAGGCCAGGGGGGAAAAAAGUAAUUAGUUGCAUGAGGGGAAAUGUAAGAUCCAGCAUUUUUUGGAACUUUGCCCCUUUACUAGUAAUUCAAAAUAAAGAUGUUUUAGACUCUCCUGCUUAAAUUCCAACUCUUGUUUCUUUUAUCUGUAGCUUCAUACUUCCCAAACCUUACAGUGCAAUAGUAAAUCACUGGAGUAACCUAUCACUUUAAGAAAUAGUGAUAACAUGAAAAACUGCAGGUUGUCCUCUAACAACCCCUUCAACUUAAAACUGCUUUGCUGUGGGAUGAUGAUUAUUUAACUAUCAUGCUUAUAAUGAUAAUCUUUAUUGUUAUUAUUAAUUAAAAGCAAAAAAUAGACAAUUUUGGCUAAAACUGCGCAUUGCUCCUUCACCAAGUAUAAGCGCGAUGUUAAGUUGCUUUUUAUCCAUAAUUUCUUCAUUGUCUUGCUCACCUCUCGUCUUCUCCCUGAGCGUGUAACGCAGGGGAGGGGUUGAAUAUGAGAGAGCGCCUUGACUCUGCAAGAAGCCAAAUAUCUCAUUCAGGGAGCAGCAGCAGCAGCAGCAGCAACGGCGGGAGAGGCGGCGGCCUAUCGCGAUGUCACACCGGCGGCGUUUUCUCCAUCUUAUGUGAAACACCCAGACACGUUUACCGCACAUUUAUGUCUCAGUUCAGCGAAUUCAUUUGGAGCCGUUUGUAUUUAGAAUGCGUCCAGGAGCACGUGCCCCUCCUCUUCACGCCGCGCGGUCCUCCCUGUGUGUGUGUCUCUUAGUCGUUUUCUUCCACUGUGUUGUGGCUGCAGGCGCUGUGUAUGAUGG
Messenger RNA from Seriola aureovittata, 4085 nucleotides. It is a transcript of the gene thg1l, whose product is annotated as tRNA-histidine guanylyltransferase 1-like. NCBI's taxonomy places the organism in Eukaryota, Metazoa, Chordata, Actinopteri, Carangiformes, Carangidae. Gene Ontology annotation, molecular function: tRNA guanylyltransferase activity; magnesium ion binding. Gene Ontology annotation, biological process: tRNA modification. Bases 423 to 1319 code for a protein of 298 amino acids. The transcript has 7 exons. The record is from RefSeq and is a predicted model, not a curated record.